AUGGCUGCCGUGCCUGCUGUGAAGCUGGAGAAUGGCGCUUCGGUACCAGUGCUUGGAUACGGGACAGGGACAGCAUGGUACAAGAAGGCCGGAGCCAAAGACAUCGACCAGGACACCGUUGAUGCCGUGGCGACGGCCAUCGGGACGGGAUAUAGACACCUCGAUAGCGCAGAGGCCUACGGGACGGAGAAAGAGCUGGGAAUCGCUAUAAAGGAGAGCAACGUGAAGCGGGAGGACUUCUUCAUCACGGCCAAGGUGGAAAAGGGCAUCGGUGAUAUACAAGAUGCCAUCGAGAGGACGCUGCGGAACCUGCAGGUGGACUACGUUGACCUAUACCUGAUCCACGAGCCCUUCUUCGCCCAAAGCGACGAAGAACUGCAGUCCAAAUGGGCCGAGAUGGAGCAAGUGCAGCAGUCCGGCAAGGCACGCUCGAUCGGCGUGUCCAACUUCCUGCAGCCCCAUCUGGAGGCGAUCAUGAAAACCGCGAGCAUCAAGCCGGCCGUGAACCAGAUAGAAUUCCAUCCUUACCUGCAGCACGGGGACCUGCUGGCGGUGCAUAGACGACUGGGCAUCGCGGUGGAAGGGUACGCUCCGCUGACGCCUCUGACACGAGCAAAGGGCGGCCCCGUCGACGGAGUCGUCAGUCGGCUGGCGAAGAAAUACGGCGUGAGUGAAGGGAAUGUGCUGCUCCGGUGGUCUAUCGAUCAGGAUGUGGUGACGCUCACGACCAGCAGCAAGGAGGAGAGGCUGAAGGAGUUCCUGGACGUGGUGAAGUUUAGGCUGACGGCGGACGAGGUCGAUGAGAUAUCUCGACUGGGCAGGGAGAAGCACUACCGGGCCUUCUGGAAGAGUAAAUUUGAUCCCGAUGAUCGAUCGUAAUGAUACUAAUAGUGAUAAUAACUAGUUGGUUGGCUAUAUUGCUGAGUUGUUAAGAGAGUUGUGAUGUGAUAUAGACCGGGGGAGAUGGCUGCAUAGUUCGCCAACCAUCGAACAGCCUGGAUGCUAUAUUAUCCAAGUAUCAACCGGGCACUGAAGCAGGUAGAUUCUGGCCUCGUCAGCCGUCGCACCAUCUGAGUCCAAGACGUUUGAAGUUGAAUGAGGGUUCCUUUCCCAGGCCGGCGAGAUGUAUCUCCAACCUCGACCAGCAAACGCCGUAGAAGACGUCCACACACACACACACACACACAUGUAUAUAUAGGGAGAGAGAGAGAGUCCCUCAUGCUAGACUCCUGCCAUCCAUCUCGUUGUCGUGUAUGUAUAUAUAUAUGUCAUGGAUAUAUAUGUAUAAGGGUAUCGAGAUGGCCGCACUUGAUGCCUGCCAACAGCAGCCUCACAGCCAGCAGCCUCAAGUCGACCAGCUAGAAGAGACAGCAGUCAGCCAGAGCCUUCACAAACUAUGCAGUAACCAACCACUUGCCUCUCAUCCGGUCUGUAGACACCAUGCAUAACCAACAUCCGCCGGCGGCCGCUGCCAAAUGAUCUCGUCAAGUGC
This is a messenger RNA of Trichophyton rubrum CBS 118892, 1492 nucleotides long. RefSeq lists its product as uncharacterized. The transcript has 3 exons. Gene Ontology annotation, molecular function: oxidoreductase activity, acting on NAD(P)H as acceptor. Lineage: Eukaryota; Fungi; Ascomycota; Eurotiomycetes; Onygenales; Arthrodermataceae. The record is from RefSeq and is a predicted model, not a curated record. The coding region runs from base 1 to 879 and encodes 292 amino acids.